This is a messenger RNA of Chironomus riparius, 1410 nucleotides long. Lineage: Eukaryota; Metazoa; Arthropoda; Insecta; Diptera; Chironomidae. The record is from the annotation of a GenBank genome assembly.
AUGAACGGCUACUACUUUUGUUUACAUUCCAAUAUUGGAAGGCUUCCAAUUGGAUUAUAUCAGCUGAUUCCAAUAAGAAGUAUACAGCAGUGUCUGCAAGCCUUUGUGUCACGGAUUAGAGUUGUGCUGCAGACUAAACGUUUAGCAGACACGGACAUAAACAAAAAGAUUGUUAUGAAUUUAUUAGAUUCAAAAGUCUCAGAAAAACUAUGGACAAUCAGCUCAGAAUGUGUAAAAGACGAUUAUUACUGCCUGCAUAACUUAAUAUCAGCAGAUGAUGCAAAACGGAGAAUUGGAUUUAUGGCAUUUUCAGUCUCUAAGCCACCGAUUACGAUAAUUUUAGAAUGCAAGCUCAAAAUCGACUUAAACAGCAUCAAGAUCCAUUCAGUGUUGGAUUCCUUAAGAUCUACAAGAUUCCAAAUUAUGGUUGAAUUUAAUGAUGAACAAGCUCUCAAAACCAGAACAAUUGCUGAUAUUACAGUGGACGAUGAAUUUAACGGUUUCUGUAUAAGCAAUGUGCAAGAUACAGGAACAGAUGAAGCCUCUCUCAAACACAUAGCAAUAGAAGAUCAUUUACAAAAGUACAUCAGGGAUUUUAAUAAGUUAAUUAUAGUAAUUAAGGACACAAAACUGAAAAGAGCUCCAGUAUUAAAGAAAAUCGAAAUCCUCGGGACAUUGACUGGCACAAAUAAAAAGGAGGAAGUGGAUGAGAUAAUGAAUUUGCUAAAUCCCAUUCCAAUUAUACAAAACAGUAAGGAAGACAUCCCGCAAAUUCCAGGAAGCAGCACAUCUGAAGAAUUCCAAAUCCCAGAAGAGUUUCUUGAUUCAAUAACUAUGGACAUCCUUAAUCUUCCAUACAUCCUACCUUCGGGAGCAAUAGUUGAUGAAACAACAUUACAAAAGCAUAAAAGACGUGAAGAAGCCUAUGGACGAUAUCCAUCAGAUCCAUUUACAGGCGUGCUAUUUAGUGCUAAUUCAGAGCCAAAAUUUGAUGCAGCGCUGAAAAACAGACUGGAUGUAUUUAAGUUAAAGUAUUCACAUGAAAUUGAGAUUAAAAACUCAUGCAGAUCCGUUGGACGAAAAGAGAAGCUUUGUGAGCCGUCCACGAGUAAACAAUUUAAUAAUCACAUCUCGAAAAAAAUUAAAUUGAAUAAAGAAUCUUCGUCGCUUGAUGACAUAAUUCAGACAAUUUACAGGAACAAGCAGAUCUCAAGUUUUAUAAAUCCUCAACAGCCACAAUCAAGCAUUAAUGUUUGUGCAAAGUGUAAUUCAAAGGACAAUAUAGUUUUAUAUCAAAUUUCUACAUGCAAUCACAUUUUCUGUAAAAAAUGCUUAGUUCAAUCCAAUUCCGUAUGUUUUGCAUGCUCAACAACAUUUGAGAACAGACAUGUCGUGAAGCUUAAUUUGUGA